GCAUCACUCCCCUUAACACCCGGAUAGUUGGAGGUGAAGACGCACCACCUGGAAGUUGGCCCUGGCAGGUUAGUCUGCAGAGAUUUCGCCGCCAUGUUUGUGGUGGUUCCCUCAUCAACAGAGAGUGGGUAAUGACUGCUGCUCACUGCUUCUCCAGUACAAGCAGAUGGAGGGUUUCUCUUGGCCGUCAGAACUUGCAAGGUGACAAUCCAAACGAAGUGACCAGAAGGGUUUCCUCCAUUAUCUUGCAUCCAAACUAUGACAGUGUCACCAGUGACAAUGACAUUGCUCUGCUCAGACUUUCCACACCAGUCCAAUUCACAGACUACAUCAGACCUGUGUGUCUGGCAGCGGGUGACAGUACAUUCAACAACGGUACUGAUAGCUGGGUCACUGGCUGGGGCGCAGUCCAGGAGGGAGUGUCAUUACCGUUCCCUGAAACUCUGCAAGAAGUGCAGGUGCCAGUUCUGGGAAAUCGACAGUGUAACUGCCUCAAUGGAGUGGGUACAGUCACAGACAACAUGAUUUGUGCUGGUGUUCUGGCAGGAGGCAAAGACUCGUGUCAGGGUGACUCAGGAGGUCCAAUGGUGAAUCAGCAGGGCUCCAUCUGGGUCCAAUCUGGAGUUGUGAGUUUUGGUUUUGGCUGUGCUCGGCCCAAUCUGCCGGGAGUAUACUCCAGGGUUUCCCGUUACCAGUCCUGGAUCGAGUCCCUCAUCAGCUCAGAUAAGCCCGGCUUUGUCCAGUUCACCUUCAAUGGGCUUGAUGCUGACAGCAGUUACACCUGUCCUGGCCUGCCACCUCCUGUUAUUACCCCUACUACUGCAGAACCAGAAGGAACCACCCCAGAUUCAGGAUCCACAGCCUCAAUGUGUGGCAUCACUCCCCUUAACACCCGGAUAGUUGGAGGUGAAGACGCACCACCUGGAAGUUGGCCCUGGCAGGUUAGUCUGCAGAGAUUUCGCCGCCAUGUUUGUGGUGGUUCCCUCAUCAACAGAGAGUGGGUAAUGACUGCUGCUCACUGCUUCUCCAGUACAAGCAGAUGGAGGGUUUCUCUUGGCCGUCAGAACUUGCAAGGUGACAAUCCAAACGAAGUGACCAGAAGGGUUUCCUCCAUUAUCUUGCAUCCAAACUAUGACAGUGUCACCAGUGACAAUGACAUUGCUCUGCUCAGACUUUCCACACCAGUCCAAUUCACAGACUACAUCAGACCUGUGUGUCUGGCAGCGGGUGACAGUACAUUCAACAACGGUACUGAUAGCUGGGUCACUGGCUGGGGCGCAGUCCAGGAGGGAGUGUCAUUACCGUUCCCUGAAACUCUGCAAGAAGUGCAGGUGCCAGUUCUGGGAAAUCGACAGUGUAACUGCCUCAAUGGAGUGGGUACAGUCACAGACAACAUGAUUUGUGCUGGUGUUCUGGCAGGAGGCAAAGACUCGUGUCAGGGUGACUCAGGAGGUCCAAUGGUGAAUCAGCAGGGCUCCAUCUGGGUCCAAUCUGGAGUUGUGAGUUUUGGUUUUGGCUGUGCUCGGCCCAAUCUGCCGGGAGUAUACUCCAGGGUUUCCCGUUACCAGUCCUGGAUCGAGUCCCUCAUCAGCUCAGAUAAGCCCGGCUUUGUCCAGUUCACCUUCAAUGGGCUUGAUGCUGACAGCAGUUACACCUGUCCUGGCCUGCCACCUCCUGUUAUUACCCCUACUACUGCGGAACCAGAAGGAACCACCCCAGAUUCAGGAUCCACAGCCUCAAGUGCUGAGUUUCUAUGA
Messenger RNA from Labrus bergylta (ballan wrasse), 1757 nucleotides. Lineage: Eukaryota; Metazoa; Chordata; Actinopteri; Labriformes; Labridae. The record is from RefSeq and is a predicted model, not a curated record.